UGUCAUUACCGUAGACACUCAUCGAAGACCAACCACCAUUACCAGACAACCUUUUUGUUUCCUCAGUUGUUGUACUGUACCUUCAAAACAACACGUUGAAAAUCUUCUUCCUCCUUCUUCGCCUGCACUGCAAUCUCUUUCCAGAACAGAGUCUAUCUUACAAACCAAGUGAUCUUCUUCUUCCCUCACCAACCAUGUCCAUGAGCUUGCAGUUCCAUGCCUUCGCCGGCAACCCACUCCGGCCCAAACUCCCGAUUUCCCAUGACCCCUUUUCACCCUCUGCAGCUCUAGAAGCUCUCAACGCCAGAAUCCUAGACACCACUCUCUCUUCUUCCCUUUCCCCGAGUUUUAAGGUGCUGCCGUUUAGAAAUGGGAAGCCCUUAGCUUCUUCUUCCACUGCCGGCUCCGGUGGCUCGCCGCCGAUUUGGCAUCUAGGUUGGAUCGAGUUGGAGGAUUUCAGGGGUAUGUUGGGAAAUACGGGUGCCCAGUUGAGUGGAGAGUCGAUGGUGUACCUGGGUUUGAGUGCAGAGGACGAUGCUGUUUUAUGGGCAAUUGAUGUUUCUGCUAAGGCACCUGAAUUUGGUGGGGAAUUGGAGUUGGGUUUUGUGGAGCUCCGGACGCUCAUGGUGGCUACUGACUGGGAGGAUUUGAAGGCAACGGGGGACUUGGCUAUUGCUGGUCAUGCUAAGGCACUGCUAGAAUGGCAUAAUGCUUCACGAUUUUGUGGACAUUGUGGAGAGAAAACUGUCCCUGUGGAAGCUGGGAGACGGAAGAAAUGUUCCAAUGAUUCGUGCAAAAAGAGGAUAUAUCCACGUCUUGACCCGGUGGUCAUUAUGCUUGUAAUUGAUAGAGAGAAUGAUCUUGUCCUUUUGGGUAAACGACCGAAGCAUGUAUAUCAAUUGUGGAGCUGCUUAUCUGGUUUCACAGAGCCAGGAGAAAGCUUGGAGGAAGCUGUGAGAAGAGAAACAUGGGAAGAGACGGGUAUUGAAGUGGGAGAGGUUGUAUAUCACAGUUCUCAACCGUGGCCUGUUGGCCCAAGUAGCAUUCCAUACCAGCUGAUGGUUGGAUUCUUUGCAUAUGCAAAAUCCCUUGAAAUAACUGUGGACAAGAAUGAGUUAGAAGAUGCUAAGUGGUACAGUAGAGAAGAUGUAAGAAAAGCAUUGGCGUCUGCUAAAUACAAGAAAGCCCAAAGAACUGCAGCAGCUAAGGUGGAACAAAUGUGUAAAGGAGUAGAUAAUAAUAAUAGGAGCUUGGCUACUGAUUUCAAUGUGGAAAGUGGGGAAGAUGCUCCAAUAUAUGUUCCGGGACCCUAUGCAAUAGCUCAUCACCUUAUUUCCUCUUGGGCCUUCUCAGAUCAAAUGUAGUUAAUGGUGUUAAUGCAAUUCAAAGCGACAUAUAGGUUCUAUGACAAAGUCAACAAAGUCAUAGGAGUGGCUGAAAUUAUUUUUCACAGUUGGAAAUAAAAAUUAUUUGUGUCAUCUAUCAUUUUAUCUCCAAGAAUAUAGAGAGGUACUUGCAGGUGAUGGAAUUUUCUCAUCAAGUUGUUACGAAGAUUCUACACUCCUCAAAAUUGAUAGCUUGAUUUUCUAUUCUGCAUUAUUUUUUCAUGUACAACUAAUAUUCUAUAUGAUCAAUGAUCUUAUUAAUAUUACAAGAUCUGCUUUCUGUUCUGGUUA
Lotus japonicus is the source of this 1676-nucleotide messenger RNA. RefSeq names its product nudix hydrolase 19, chloroplastic. The transcript is spliced from 6 exons. The coding region runs from base 195 to 1364 and encodes 389 amino acids. Gene Ontology annotation, cellular component: cytosol. The record is from RefSeq and is a predicted model, not a curated record. NCBI's taxonomy places the organism in Eukaryota, Viridiplantae, Streptophyta, Magnoliopsida, Fabales, Fabaceae. Gene Ontology annotation, molecular function: metal ion binding; NADH pyrophosphatase activity. Gene Ontology annotation, biological process: NADP+ catabolic process; NAD+ catabolic process.